CUUGUUUGAAAAAGAUGGUGUACAAAAGUUUAAAGGGCAGCAGAUAUUUGAUCGUGUUGGAUGAUGUAUGGGACACAGAGCUUUGGGAUGAGUUGAUAAGCUCAUUUCCGAUAGGCGAAAAUGGAGGUAAUAUCUUACUGACAACUAGGCUUGAAGAAGUAGCUAAUAAUCUUUGGAGUAGUUUUCGAAUACGCUUCUUGGAUAAGAAAGAAAGUUGGGAUCUUUUUCGUCAGAAGGUGUUUGGUGAAGAAGAGUCGUUCUCUUAUGAACUUGAGAGAGCUGGAAAGAAGAUUGCCGAGAAAUGUGAAGGUCUUCCUCUUACAAUAGUGACAGUUGCUGAUAUUUUAUCAAAAGCUGAAAAGACAGCAAAGUACUGGAGCGAGGUAGCUGCUAAGAAACAAAGCUCGGUUUUCGUGGAUGCAUAUGAUCAAAUGUCAAAGGUACUUUAUCCAAGCUACGACUACUUAGAUCAACAUUUAAAACCAUGUUUUCUCUACUUUGGAGCUUUCCCACAAAAUUAUCCGAUACCUUGGUACCAACUGGUCGACCUGUGGAGUGCUGAAAGAUUCCGUGAUUCAGGGCCAAACCGUUACUCAGACCUGGCCACGACUUUCGCAAGUGGUAGCUAUUGUUAUUUGCUCGAGCUGUUUUCCAAAAAUGUUAUCAUGUACGACGCAAAAGGAUGCGGUUAUCACCUACAUUCGUCCUUUUGGUUCCUGUGCAACAAAGAAGCUAUGAAGAACAAGUUUUUCUAUGACGUAAAUGGCCAUGUCGAUGCUUCACCAGAAGAAGGUAAAACAUACCAGCGCCGAUUGUGCAUUCGCAAUAGUACAUUAUUUGGCACAAAAGAUGUGUACGACUCAAUUGCAUCUGUUUCAACGGUACGCUCUCUCCUAUGUACCGGUCCCUAUCAUCAAUAUCCAGUACCAAUGUCUUUGGAACAUUUGACGUUGUUGAGGGUAUUGGAAGCUCGGAUAAGAUUCUACGAGUUCCCAAUGGAAGUGGUGAAACUAGUUCAACUAAGAUAUUUUGCCUUAGUUUACGAUGGAAACCUCCCUCCUUCCAUAUCCAAACUCUUGAACCUUGAGUACUUGAUUGUUGAUCGAAAUCAUAGCAUCGUAACAUCUACUGGGAAUUCAUCGUAUCUGCCUACUGAGAUAUAGAAUAUGAAAGAAUUGAAAUCUGUUCGAACUUUGGGAAGAGACCUAUCACAUCCAUGUGAAGGAUCUCUCUUACCAAACCUCUUACAACUUAUUGGUGUGAGUCCUCACAGUUGUACCGAAGAUGUUCUUGAAAAAAUCCCUAGUCUUGAGGUUUUAGUGAUCCAAAUUGAA
Messenger RNA from Erythranthe guttata (spotted monkey flower), 1334 nucleotides. NCBI's taxonomy places the organism in Eukaryota, Viridiplantae, Streptophyta, Magnoliopsida, Lamiales, Phrymaceae. The record is from RefSeq and is a predicted model, not a curated record.